This is a messenger RNA of Lathyrus sativus (Indian pea), 4941 nucleotides long. Lineage: Eukaryota; Viridiplantae; Streptophyta; Magnoliopsida; Fabales; Fabaceae. The record is from the annotation of a GenBank genome assembly.
AUGGCUUUCAUGGCGGUCUUGGAAUCCGACCUCCGUGCUCUCUCCGCCGAAGCUCGCCGUCGUUAUCCCGCUGUUAAAGACGGCGCAGAGCACGCAAUCCUCAAGCUUCGUACAUUAUCAAGUCCUAGUGAAAUUGCACAUAAUGAUGACAUAUUACGAAUCUUUUUGAUGGCGUGUGAGGUUCGAACAAUCAAGCUUAGCAUUAUUGGACUCUCGUGUCUGCAGAAACUGAUUUCUCAUGAUGCCGUUUCUCCAUCUGCUCUGAGGGAGAUUUUAUCUACAUUGAAAGACCAUGCUGAAAUGGGGGACGAGGGUGUUCAGCUAAAGACUCUUCAAACAAUAUCAAUAAUUUUUCAGUCACGUUUACACCCUGAAAAUGAGGAUACUAUGUCUCAAGCUCUUGGUAUCUGUCUCAGGCUUCUUGAAAACAGCCGUUCUUCUGACAGUGUGCGAAAUACUGCUGCAGCUACCUUCAGGCAAGCAGUGGCGUUGGUUUUUGACCGAGUGGUUUUGGCUGAGUCUCUUCCUGCUGGAAAAUUUGGUUAUGGAGGCCAGCUCUCUCGGACUUAUUCAAUUACUGGAGAUGUUAAUCGAAGCAUCAAUAUAUCUGACUCAUUAGAUCAUGAAUCUACAUGUCGAGGGCCUCCUGUGGUGAGGGAAACAUUGACCGAAACUGGAAAACUUGGGCUGCGCUUGCUUGAAGACCUGACAUCUCUUGCUGCAGGUGGAUCUGCAAUUUGGCUGCGCGUAAACAUUAUUCAGAGGACAUUUGCACUUGAUAUUCUUGAGUUCAUUUUGUCCAAUUAUGUGUCUGUUUUCAGAACCUUGUUACCCUAUGAACAGGCUUUACGACGGCAGAUAUGUUCAAUUCUGAUGACUUCACUUCGUACUAAUGCUGAGCUUGAAGGAGAAGCUGGUGAGCCUAGCUUUCGUCGUUUGGUCUUGCGCUCAGUUGCUCAUAUUAUAAGGCUUUAUAGUUCUUCCCUCGUCACAGAAUGUGAGGUUUUUCUCAGUAUGUUACUAAAGGCUACUUUUCUUGAUUUGCCAUUGUGGCAUCGCAUUCUUGUUCUUGAGAUUUUGAGGGGAUUUUGUGUCGAGGCUCGAACGUUGCGGAUUCUUUUCCAAAAUUUUGAUAUGAACCCUAAGAAUACAAAUGUUGUGGAAGGAAUGGUCAAAGCUCUUGCUAGGGUUGUUUCAAACGUACAGGCACAAGAAUCAAUUGAGGAGAGCCUGGCAGCUGUUGCAGGAAUGUUUAGUAGCAAAGCCAAAGGCAUUGAAUGGAGCUUAGAUAAUGAUGCAUCCAAUUCUGCAGUUUUAGUUGCCAGUGAAGCACAUGCCAUAACUUUGGCAGUUGAAGGACUCCUAGGAGUUGUUUUCACUGUUGCAACUUUAACAGAUGAGGCCAUAGAUGUUGGAGAGCUUGAAUCACCUAGAUGUGAUAAUGAUCCACCUGUUAAAUGGACUGGUAAAACUACAGUUCUCUGCCUCUCAAUGGUUGACUCGCUCUGGCUGACAAUACUUGAUGCAUUAUCCCUUAUUCUAUCAAGGUCACAGGGAGAGGCCAUUGUAUUGGAAAUAUUGAAGGGAUAUCAAGCAUUCACUCAGGCUUGUGGGAUUCUUCGGACUGUAGAACCUUUAAACUCAUUUCUUGCAUCCCUUUGCAAAUUCACCAUCAACUUUCCUGUUGAAACUGAAAAAAGGAGCAGUGCUUUGCCGUCUCCUGUAUCAAAACGGUCAGAAAUAGCAGUUGACCAGAGGGAAAGCAUUGUGCUUACGCCCAAGAAUGUACAGGCCCUGAGAACUCUUUUCAACAUUGCUCAUCGAUUGCAUAAUGUUUUGGGUCCAUCCUGGGUUUUGGUUUUGGAAACUUUAGCAGCUUUAGAUCGAGCAAUUCAUUCCCCACAUGCUACUACUCAGGAGGUUUCUACCCCUGUCACAAAGUUUGCAAGGGAGUUAUCAACUCAAUACAGUGACUUCAAUAUACUUUCUUCUUUGAACUCUCAGCUCUUUGAGAGCUCUGCUUUGAUGAAUGUAUCUGCUGUGAAAUCUCUCCUCUCUGCAUUAUGUCAACUUUCACAUCAAUGCAUGCUGGGAAAUUCAAGUGGUUUGGGACCAACAACAACUCAAAAACUUGGAAGUAUCAGCUUUUCAGUGGAGAGAAUGAUAUCCAUCCUUGUGAAUAAUGUUCACAGGAUUGAGCCAUUUUGGGAUCAAGUUGUUAGUCACUUUCUUGAGCUUGCUGAUAAUCCUAAUCCACAUUUGAAAAAUAUGGCACUUGAUGCGCUUGAUCAAUCUAUUUCUGCAGUAUUAGGUUCCAAUCAAUUCCAAAACUACAAACAAUUCAAGCCUCUUCAAACAUCUCAGGAAAAGGAAGCCGAUCUCGAUAAGUUGAUGUCUCUUGAAUGUUCUGUCAUAUCUCCUCUAAAAGCUCUUUAUUUUUCUACCCAAAGUGUAGAUGUCCGUCUUGGAUCUUUGAAAAUUCUUUUGCAUGUCUUAGAGAGAUAUGGAGAAACACUUCAUUACAGCUGGCCGAAUAUACUUGAAAUGUUGAGGUAUGUAGCAGAUGUUUCCGAAAAGGAUCUUGUUACUCUUGGUUUCCAGAACCUACGGGUGAUAAUGAAUGAUGGACUGUCCGCCAUACCUAGAGACUGCCUUCAAGUGUGUGUUGAUGUGACAGGAGCAUACAGUGCUCAAAAGACGGAGUUGAACAUAAGCUUGACGGCGGUUGGACUUUUGUGGACUAUGACUGAUUUCAUUGCAAAGGGCCUUCUCAAUGAACCUUUUGAAGAAAAAGAAACAGGUGCUGGUUCCAUACUGAAGCAGGUAGACAGCGAAAAGAUGGAGGAUCAAGCACCUAGUUUUCCCAAUAAUGCUAGAGAUCGGCCUUCUUAUAUAGACGGUGUUGAUUAUGAGAAGCUUUUAUUCUCUGUUUUCUCAUUACUUCAAAACCUUGGGGCAGAUGAGAGACCAGAGGUAAGAAAUUCUGCUGUUCGAACACUUUUCCAAACAUUAGGAACUCAUGGGCAAAAGCUUUCAAAGAGUAUGUGGGAAGAUUGUCUUUGGAAUUAUGUAUUUCCUACAUUAGACCGUGCUUCUUUCAUGGUUGCUACUUCAUCAAAAGACGAAUGGCAAGGGAAAGAACUCGGAACUCGAGGAGGAAAAGCGGUUCACAUGCUCAUACAUCAUAGCCGUAACACUGCUCAGAAGCAGUGGGAUGAAACCCUUGUGCUUGUUCUUGGUGGAAUAGCACGUAUAUUACGUUUGUUCUUUCCUUUUUUCACAAGCUUAAGUAACUUUUGGUCAGGCUGGGAAUCAUUGCUUCAGUUUGUGGAAAAUAGCAUUUUAAAUGGUAGCAAAGAAGUAGCACUUGCUGCAAUUAAUUGUUUGCAGACAAAUGUUAACUCCCAUUCUUUGAAGGGAAAUAUGCCUAUGCGUUACCUUAUUUCAGUGGUCGAUGUUUACGAGCAUGUUCUGAAAAAGCCAUCCAGUUACAGUGACAAGGUGAAGCAGGAGAUUCUGCAUGGUCUUGGAGAGAUUUAUGUCCAGGCUCAAGGAUCGUUUGACGAUGUCAUAUACACACAGAUGCUAGCAAUCAUAGAUUUGGCUGUGAAGCAAGCCAUGAUAACAAAUGAUAACUUUGAAAUGGAAUUCGGUAAUGUCCCACCUGUGCUACGGACUGUAUUGGAAAUCUUACCGCUGUUAGGCCCAACUGAACACAUUUCUUCCAUGUGGCCUGUUUUUCUUCGAGAGUUUCUGCAGUAUCUUCCUAGACAGGAUACCCAUUUACUGAAUGACGAUGGAAAAAUAGAUCGAGCAAGAGAUUCUUCGGUGAACAAUCAACCACCUAAUGGCUCUAUUCCAAUAUCACGUGAUAUAGUAGCAGCGUCUCCGGAUUCUGGGUUAACUGCAGCUAUAAAUGCAGUCAUUCCUAGUUAUAUAUUUGCAGAAAAGCUAGUUCCUGUACUGGUAGAUCUAUUCCUGCAGGCACCUACAGCUGAAAAGUAUAUGGUAUACCCUGAAGUUAUUCAAAGCCUGGGAAGAUGUAUGACAACAAGACGAGACAAUCCAGAUAGUGCACUUUGGAGGUUAGCAGUUGAAGCAUUCAAUCGUGUUCUUGUUGACUAUGUAACCAAAUCAACAAAAGGUGGUCCACAGUCGGGCAUUACUAAACCUGUCAGAACACGAAUAUGGAAAGAAAUUGCUGAUGUUUAUGAAAUAUUCCUUGUUGGAUACUGUGGACGAGCUCUUUCUUCAAAUUCUCUCUCGGCAGUGGCGUUAGAGGCUGAUGAGUCCCUUGAGAUGACUAUCUUGGAAACUCUUGGUGACACUGUCCUCAAAUUGCCAAUUGACACCCCUGCGGAUGUUGUGGAGCGACUGGUCUCCACGUUGGACCGUUGUGCAUCACGCACAUGCUCUUUACCUGUUGAGACUGUAGAGCUGAUGCCUCCACACUGCAGCAGAUUUUCCUUGACUUGUUUGCAGAAGUUAUUUUCUUUGAGCAGUUAUUCUAAUGAAAUCAAUUGGAAUAUGACGAGAUCUGAAGUCAGCAAAAUCUCAAUUAUGGUGCUUAUGAACAGAUGUGAAUACAUCUUGAGCAGGUUUCUGACAGAUGAAAAAGGCUUGGGAGAGUAUCCAUUACCUAAAGCAAGACUUGAAGAAAUUAAUUAUGUCCUCCAAGAACUGGCAGGUCUUCUAAUUCAUCCAGAUGUAGCAUCCAUCCUCCCCUUACACCCAUGUAUGAGAACUGACCUAGUAGAGGACAAGGAGAAGCACGGGAGCCGUUCCCAUCUGUUUGUGUUAUUACCUUCCUUUUGUGAGCUUGUUACAUCAAGAGAAUUAAGAAUACGGGAGCUGGUGCAAGUACUACUUCAAUUAGUCACCAAAGAAUUGUGUCUGGAAAAGCUCAGCUUAGCAUGUGAAAAAUACACAACAUCCAGAUAA